AACCUGUCACCAGGAAAAUCCGAAUGUUACUUGAGCGCUUACAGCACUUACUUUCAGGAUUUCUGAUAUUUCGGCGAAGGAAAAAUACAGAUGAAUCGAGGAUGUCGGAAAAAGCUACUAUUGUUCAAGCAGAAAGAGCAACUGUGCAGCUUUUCAGUUCACAUAGUGGAAAUACGAUAAAGGAUAUAGAAGUGCAGUUUAUAGAAUUGCUAACGAAGAAGCUGAAAAAUGGCAGUUUUGUUAAGUGCAACGAACUCAAAGACAUAGAAUGGGAAAAGAUGUUAAUUGUACUGUGUAUCAUUUCAUCUAGAGUAGUAACAGACGCCGCUUACGCUAUAAAAGACAUUAAAAAUCCAGCAAACACUGUUCUUAUGCUUAUCCAUAACAAAGAAAGUCAUGCCUUACCAAAACUUACCAGUUCAUCUGUCCUUACUGACCACGCAUUCCAGAAACUAGGAGGCGUAUUUGAUUUGGCGUUUGUUAAUAGAAGAGGAAUCUAUCAAUGUGAAAUGAACGACAUUUCUUUAGAUAAAGUCUGCACCUUCAUAAAAGCAAAACAGGGUAGACAGAAACUGACGGAGUGAUAGUCAUUAAGAGUGCUAAAGAUAUAGAUCUGCAGAAGGCCUAGAUAAUUUCGAUUUCGUAAGCAAAGUAGUGGUCAAUCAUUUCACAAGAUUACUUGAAUACAGAGGGUAAUUUGUUAGUUAGACAACCUGUUGGUCAUGUAAUUGCAUUUUGAUUGUUGGUGAAUUUCAGAGAAGAGAGCACGUUGUUUGUUAGUUUAAAGGUUUUUAUCAAGA
Messenger RNA from Mercenaria mercenaria, 800 nucleotides. RefSeq lists its product as uncharacterized. The transcript is spliced from 4 exons. The record is from RefSeq and is a predicted model, not a curated record. Bases 24 to 584 code for a protein of 186 amino acids. Lineage: Eukaryota; Metazoa; Mollusca; Bivalvia; Venerida; Veneridae.